This is a messenger RNA of Cetraspora pellucida, 1293 nucleotides long. Lineage: Eukaryota; Fungi; Glomeromycota; Glomeromycetes; Diversisporales; Gigasporaceae. The record is from the annotation of a GenBank genome assembly.
UUUGGAAUUGCUUUUGAAGAAGAUAAUAUAGAAAAACUAAAAGGCAAACUUAAUAGAGAUUCGAGCUCCCUCUAUAAACGUUUAUAUUCCGACGUGGUUAAGAAACCUGUUGAAGAAUUAUCCUGGAAGGAUCCUUUGGCAAGCCAAGUUAUUAGCGAUGAAUCAGAUAUAGUGAAGAAUCUUCCUAUGGAUAUCAAAAAAGGAUUUAAUAAAAUUUCUCGCAAUAUGGUACCAGCGCAAAGGCCAAUAGUUCAGGAGCUAUGUAGAGAGUUUAUAGAAGAUUUUAGAAGAAAUAUUGAUCGUUCUAAAAAUAUUUGGAAUAACCCGGCAUUCAAGCCUGAAGUCGCAAAAACAUUAAAUGAAGGAACUACAUCAGAAAAACAAAGUAUUGCUAGUGCAAAUCGAAAAGGGGAGGGGGGUAGGGGAAGGCGCCCAGAUAUUAUGUUUCUAGGAGAUUACCUUGAAACGACAUUCGAACUUAUGUAUGCCGAAUUCUCCCGCCUAUUCUGUAGUCCACAAAAAAAGACAGAUGAUGAAAUAAAAUUAUGGCGGGAGGUAAAUGAUGGCCUUUAUUGGGUACGCCAAAGCCUCAAUCCGGAUAAAGAACAGUUUGGUAUUGUAGGUAUUCAAGUAGCGGGGAAUAUAUUUCACUUGAAUGUUCUUGUUCGAGAUAAAGUUAAUGUACAUAGAUACUAUCAUCUCCAACCCGUUGAAAUUCCUGUACAAUGUUCAGCUGAAGGAGUUGUAUCUAGAUUUAUAGAAACUUUAUUAGUUUUGCGCAAUAUUUUAAUUACUAACUUAUCUUUAUUAUAUCAUGCACCGGUACCUAAAUCAGAACGGCAAAAAGAAGACUUUUCAACUUCUAAAAUUGUUUUAUUAGAAGAACAGAAUUUCAAGCUUGUAUCCAAGAUUACUGAAUUUAGAGAGAAGAAUGUUAUACUCUUGAUUAUUAAUAUCAAGGUUAAAGCUAAAAAUGUAAAAUUGAAGCAAGUUUUAAAAAAGUAUGAAGUGAGAUUUGUAAAUCUGAAACAGAAAGAUAAAGAAAAGAUUAGUCUUAUUGCCAAAUUAGAUAAUGAUAUAAAUGAAAUCAAACAAUCUUCAGCUAAUACUAAUGUUUCUUCUAAAAUAAAUCCAAAUAACACUCCUAAACAGAUGCUUCAAAAUGACUUAUCUUCAUCUAAAAAUUCAGAAAAUAUAUUUAAUAACAUAUUCAAUUCUAACACAUAUCAACCUAUCUGUACAAAACCUAACUUGUUAGAAAAUAAAGAGCUUACAGAUUUCUUGACUCAUUAA